This is a messenger RNA of Paraglomus brasilianum, 592 nucleotides long. Lineage: Eukaryota; Fungi; Glomeromycota; Glomeromycetes; Paraglomerales; Paraglomeraceae. The record is from the annotation of a GenBank genome assembly.
UAAUGAUAAUGACAGUGAUGAGGAUAACUCACUAGGGAACUCUCCAUAUGGAACAGAGAGUGAGAUUCAGUUAGUAGACUUGGACAAUGAAAAUGAAGAUGUCAUCCCUACCAGUUCAUCUAACUGGAGACCAUCAUACAGACAUGUCAAGCUACCAUCUACACCACCAGUGCUUUCUCAGAGUCUAGCAAUCAAAUGGCCUAUUAGAGUUUAUCCAUACAAGGGCAUUAUGUGGCACUUAGCAAUAUUACUACAGACACCCGAUUUCGAACAAUUGCUAGAGCAUCCAUAUGAAUACAACUCAAUUCCUGGGGUCUUAUCUGAUAUAUAUGAUGGUCACAUAUGGAAAGAAUUUAAAGAUGACUGUGGGGAACUGUUCUUUACUAGGAGCAAAACAGAUAUCAAAUUAGGUAUUAUACCAGGACCUUAUGAACCUAAUGCUGAUCAAAUUCAAAAUUACCUUGAGCCCUUUGUUGAUGAGUUGCAGCAGCUAUGGCAGGGACAACUCUUUCUUACAAGGAAUUUUCCUGUAGGAAAAAUGGUUCGCAGUGCACUGGUUUUAAUUGCUUGUGAUGUACCUGCAGCAUGCAAA